Molecule: messenger RNA, 3659 nt
Organism: Oncorhynchus keta (chum salmon)
Lineage: Eukaryota; Metazoa; Chordata; Actinopteri; Salmoniformes; Salmonidae
Gene: tec
Product: tec protein tyrosine kinase
Exons: 19
Coding region: 253-2157 (634 amino acids)
Biological process (GO): intracellular signal transduction; T cell receptor signaling pathway; adaptive immune response
Molecular function (GO): protein binding; ATP binding; non-membrane spanning protein tyrosine kinase activity
Source: RefSeq, a predicted model, not a curated record
UCGCCUCCUUCGCGCCGUUCAACGGUCCGCGUUGGUCUCCGCGUCUCUUCAAUUGAAAAUGAAUGAGAAGUGGUGUCUCACCGCGCGGCACCGUGUGGAAUAGUGUACACUAGGGCAGUCUGUGUCGCUUCCUGGUUAUGCUGGUCACAUAGUGUAGUCAGUGGAGGCAGAAGAAUAUCAGUUCACUCUCGGAAGAAAAGGUGGGUCCAGUCAGUGUUCGAUGGCAGAGUGGAGGGAGUGGGCGGGUCCAAGAUGAGUGCUGACACGCUAUUGGAGGAGACCCUGAUCAAGCGGUCUCAGCAGAAGAGGUUGACGUCACCACUGAACUACAAGGAGAGAGUGUUCGUCCUCACCAAGACCAAGCUCUCAUACUAUGAAUUCAGAGUAGAGAAGAGGUUUAAGAAGGGGUCCAUCGACCUGCAGAAAGUCAGGUGUGUGGAGAUGGUGAAGAAUGACGGAGUCAUACCCUGUCAGAACAAAUAUCCCUUCCAGGUGGUGUAUGACACCAGCACUCUCUAUAUAUUUGCUCCCAGCUAUGAGAGUAGGAGGAUCUGGGUCCAAAACAUUAAGGAAGAGAUAAGGGACAACUCUGUGAUCGUUGCUAAGUUCCAUCCUCAGUUCUGGAUGGAGGGCGUGUGGCUGUGCUGUCGUCAGGCAGAGAAACUGGCCCCGGGCUGUGAGGAGUACAACCUGUUUGGAGACCUUUCGAGGAAACUUCUUCCUCCCAUACCUGGAGAGGAGGUCUCGUCGGCCUCCCCCCCCCCCCCCCCUCCCGUACACAGCCCUGACGAUGGUAGUGGUGUCGAGGAAGUUGUGAUAGCUCUGUAUGACUUCCAUGGUACUGAACCACAUGACCUGACUAUGACCAAAGGAGGAGAAUAUGUCAUACUGGAGAAAUGUGACAUCAACUGGUACAAGGCCCGCAACAUAUACGGGUCAGAGGGCUACAUCCCCAGCAACUACGUGACAGAUAAAAAAUUGGGGAACCUGGAACAGUAUGCCUGGUACAGUAAACAUGUCAACCGGAACAAAGCUGAAGAACUACUGCGGACAGAGGAUAAAGAGGGAGGGUUCAUGGUAAGAGACUCCAGUAAGCCAGGCGCCUACACAGUCUCCCUGUACACCAAGUCAGCAGGGGAGGGAGGUGCAGCUAUCCGGCAUUACCACAUCAAGGAGACCUCAGGCUGCCCCAGACAGUUCUACCUGGCUGAGAAACACCUGUUCACCUUGAUACCUGACCUCAUCGAGUACCACAAUCACAACGCUGCAGGUCUGGUAGCCAGGUUGAGGUAUCCAGUAGGGAAGGAGAGAUCUGCUCCAUCCACAGCAGGCUUCAGCUACGAGAAGUGGGAGAUCAACCCUUGUGAGCUGACCUUCAUGAAGGAGCUGGGUUGUGGUCAGUUUGGGGUGGUGCGGCUGGGGAAAUGGCGAGCUCAACACAAAGUAGCCAUCAAGGCUAUCAGAGAGGGGGCCAUGUACGAAGAGGACUUCAUAGAGGAAGCCAAGGUUAUGAUGCGUCUCACCCACCCUAAGCUGGUGCAGCUGUAUGGAGUGUGUACCCACCAGAAACCCAUCUACAUUGUGACUGAGUUCAUGGGACUGGGAUGUCUGCUGAAUUACGUCAGGCAGCAUCGGGACACCUUCAGCCUGGGGUCCUUACUGAGUAUCUGUCAGGACGUCUCAGAGGGGAUGGAACACCUGGAGGCACACGGCUUCAUACACAGAGACCUGGCAGCGAGGAACUGUCUGGUGAACGAUGCUCUGGUGGUGAAGGUAUCAGACUUUGGAAUGGCCAGGUAUGUACUAGAUGACCAGUACACUAGUUCAUCGGGGGCUAAGUUCCCAGUCAAAUGGUCUCCUCCUGAAGUCUUCAACUUCUGCAAGUACAGCAGCAAGUCGGACGUCUGGUCCUUCGGUGUGUUGAUGUGGGAGGUGUUUACAGAGGGGAAGAUGCCAUUUGAACACAACCCUAACCAUGAGGUAGUGAUGAUGGUGUUAGAAGGGCAUCGCCUCUACAGACCCAAGAAGGCCACGCCCAACAUCUAUGACAUCAUGCUGCGCUGCUGGCACGAGAGAGCAGAAGAGAGACCAUCGUUUUCUCAGAUCUCCAUCUUGAUCUCCGACGCUCUAGAAGUGGAUGGGUCCUCCUCUGCCUGAACCCACCAAUCAAAUCCUCUCCUCUGCCUGAACCCACCAAUCAAAUUGCAACCACCAGUCGGAUCUCCUCAGAUCCAGUGUUGGAGGACUGCUUCCACACCGCUCUCUGUACUGAUGGAUCUCUUGUGAUGGACAAUUAUGGUGGAGUUUGUUAGACAGGAAGUUUGCGUCCAAAUACCAUAUACUGUUUCACUACUUCUUUCCUAUCUGACAGGAAACUGGACAGUCUUCUCAAAAUGUACAUGUUUUACCCCCCCUUUUGCUCUCAGAACAGCUGAAUACUGAGUGUUCUAAACAUUAAGAACACCUUCCUAAUAUGGAGUUGCACCUCCCCCUUUUCUCCUCAGAACAGCCUCAAUUCGCUCAAUACUGAGUGUUCUAAACAUUAAGAACACCUUCCUAAUAUGGAGUUGCACCUCCCCCUUUUCUCCUCAGAACAGCCUCAAUUCGCUGAAUUCUGAGUGUUCUAAACAUUAACAACACCUUCCUAAUAUGGAGUUGCACCUCCCCCCUUUGCCCUCAGAACAGCCUCAAUUCGCUGAAUUCUGAGUGUUCUAAACAUUAACAACACCUUCCUAAUAUGGAGUUGCACCUCCUCCUUUUCUCCUCAGAACAGCCUCAAUUCGUCAGGGACUCUACAAGGUGUCGAAGCCGUUCCACAGGGAUGCUGGCCCAGGUUGAUUCCAAUGCUUCCACAGGGAUGCUGGCCCAGGUUGACUCCAAUGCUUCCACAGGGAUGCUGGCCCAGGUUGACUCCAAUGCUUCCACAGGGAUGCUGGCCCAGGUUGACUCCAAUGCUUCCACAGGGAUGCUGGCCCAGGUUGACUCCAAUGCUUCCCACGGUUGUGUCAAGUUGUCUGGAUGUCCUUUGGGUGGAGGACCAUUCUAGAUACAACACUGGAAACUGUUGAGCGUGAAAAACCCAGCAGCGUUGCAGUUCUUGACACAAACCGGUGGCACCUGGCACCUCCUACCCCGUUCAAAGGCACUUAAACAUUUUGCCUUACCGAUUUAACCUUUGAAUGGCACAUACACAAUCCAUGUCUCAAUUAUCUCAAGGCUUACAUUUUUAUAAAUCUUAAUCUCCUCCGCUCCAUCUAUACUGAUUGAAAUUGAAUGAACAAGUGUCAUCAUAGCUUUUCGCCUGGUCAGUCUGUGAUAGGGGUGGCAGGGUAGCCUAGUGGUUAGAGUGUUGGACUAGUAACCGGAAGGUUGUGAGUUCAAACCCCCGAGCUGACAAGGUACAAAUCUGUCGUUCUCCCCCUGAACGUUCUCCCCCUGUUCUUCGGCCAUCAUUGAAAAUAAGAAUUUGUUCUUAACUGACUUGCCUGGUUAAAUAAAGGUAAAAUAGGGAGAGAUCAUUCAGAUCCAUCCAUCUUCUCAUCUUUAACAUGUCCUCAAAUCCAGCUGACUUGUACUGUGGACAGGCUUUUUUAUAUUUAUAAGGUUUUUGAUAGUACUGCAGAAGUUUGAAUGUAAUUACAAUAAAAUUAAUGACAAUA